Messenger RNA from Charadrius vociferus (killdeer), 1359 nucleotides. RefSeq names its product methenyltetrahydrofolate synthetase domain containing (gene MTHFSD). Gene Ontology annotation, cellular component: cytoplasm. Gene Ontology annotation, molecular function: RNA binding. NCBI's taxonomy places the organism in Eukaryota, Metazoa, Chordata, Aves, Charadriiformes, Charadriidae. The coding region runs from base 2 to 1207 and encodes 401 amino acids. The transcript has 8 exons. The record is from RefSeq and is a predicted model, not a curated record.
CAUGCAGGGGGGCGUGCGGCUGCGCGCGGGUGCCUCCAAGCAGGACAUCCGGGAGAAGGUGUGGGACUACCUGGAGGGCAGCGGCCUAGCCGCCUUCCCGCGGCCCGUGCACCGCCGCAUCCCCAACUUCAAGGGGUCUGACCAGGCUUGCUGCUCUAUUAAAGAGCUGGAUGUGUUCAACAGAGCACGUGAGAUUAAAGUGGAUCCUGACAAACCUCUAGAAGGUGUUCGGCUAGCGGUGCUGCAGGCAAGGAAGACUUUGUUAGUUCCCACACCACGUCUGAGAACUGGACUGUUCAAUAAGAUUGUUCCACCUUCAGGUGCAACUAAGGAGAUCCUGCGAAUAUGUGCUACGUCUCAAGGUAUAAAAGAGUACAGUGUGCCUGUGGGUCUUGAUGGGAAAGCACGAGUGGACUUGGUUGUUGUAGGAUCAGUGGCUGUCUCUGAAAAAGGCUGGAGAAUUGGAAAAGGGGAAGGUUAUGCAGACAUGGAAUAUGCAAUGAUGAUGUCAAUGGGUGCAGUGCAGGAAGAUACACCUGUAAUUACUAUUGUGCAUGACUGUCAGGUGGUUGACAUAGCAGAAGAGCUCCUCGAUAAUCAUGAUUUAACUGUGGAUUAUAUACUCACUCCAACAAGAACUAUCAAGACUAAUUGCAAACGACCAAAACCUCAGGGAAUAAUAUGGCAUAAGGUCAGCUAUGAGAUGCUGGAAAAAAUCCCCAUCCUAAAGAGCCUUCGAUACAGAGAGAAGCAGACUGGCAAGGAUGUUACCCUCCAAGAUGAACAUUCAGGCUUGGCAAAUGCCAACGCACCAGCAGUGUCGAAUGAGGCAGCGAUGGCUGAAAAUACAGGACCGCAGGCCGCAACGGGCUCAGCUCAAAUGGGACAACAUUAUGUUGAAAGUGAUUCUUUAAAUCCCAGAUUAGGGGGAUCUGGCAUGAUUACUACCGUGUAUGUGGGGAGCAUACCUCCCAGCGUAAGAGUGAGCGAGCUGAAAUGUGCUUUAAGGGAAUUCAAUGCAACUCCUUUACGACUGAAUUGGCAAGGAGCACAGCACAGGGCUUUUCUCGAUUACAAGGAUAAAGCAACCGCAGAGAGUGCUGUAUCCUCUUUGAAAGGCUUGAGCCUCGGGGGUAAUACUUUGCGAGUUGAGCUGGCCAAGAAUCAGAGAAACAAAGGGCAAGUAGAAAUCAAUAGUCAGAAAUGAAUAUGAAUAGAGGAAAAACAAAUAGGCGUGUUUUCAUUGUUUUGUGAGAAGCCAACCUAAGUUUUCAAGGAUAUUAGUGUAUCCUCUGAUUACUGCAGGCUAAACAACAAAGUGCAAAGCCAACUUUUCAAACAAAUGCGGCAUACAUCUCA